Aspergillus uvarum CBS 121591 is the source of this 2461-nucleotide messenger RNA. RefSeq lists its product as uncharacterized. The transcript has 3 exons. Gene Ontology annotation, biological process: negative regulation of transcription by RNA polymerase II. Gene Ontology annotation, cellular component: Sin3-type complex. The coding region runs from base 87 to 2228 and encodes 713 amino acids. Gene Ontology annotation, molecular function: histone deacetylase binding. The record is from RefSeq and is a predicted model, not a curated record. NCBI's taxonomy places the organism in Eukaryota, Fungi, Ascomycota, Eurotiomycetes, Eurotiales, Aspergillaceae.
CCACAAAUCUCAGCUUAAUCCUCUCAAUACUUCUUCAAUCACCUCGGCUCCCCUCGCUUUAUUAUCGGUGAUUGCUGCGCAAGAAGAUGGAAGUCGCCGAGAGUACAGAGUCUGCGGUGAUGGGCGCGACACCUGGGAUGGACACUGCCAUCGCCAAUGGGGAACAGAACCUUCUCCUAGACGAUUCGAUAAUGGGUGACGACCGAUCGAGUAGUCUUAGUGAGAUUGAUGAUGUGUCCGAACAUAUACCAUCCGAUUAUGAGUCUCCCAAGCCGGAGAGGGUGGCACCGGAAAAUGACUCGGAAGCGGAAACAGAGCGCAUCGAGGACUCCCCAAACUUCCGUUCCAAAACAAACAUUGUCGUGAGUGCAGCUGCUUAUGAGCCAAGCCCCAGCAAACUGGCCCAGUCGACGACGUACGAUGAUGUCGAAGAUGAAGAGGAGCAUGCUGCAGACGAUUCACCCAGCAAGCCUCGCUCCAGAAUCACCCGUAUCAAUGACGUGGUAGAUGAGACUUCUGGGCGCGAGGGCUCUACGCUCUCCAUAGAAGGCACUGGCAAAAAACGCAAGCGCUUGGAGUCCGGCGACGAGCUGGGCACCGAGAUCGACGACGAUGACUUACCGUCACAGAAACGUCGGGGCUCAGUGAAGAGUGAUCUGAGCGAUCCACCCCCAGACGAUAUCGCUCUAAGCCCCGAACCCAUGGAAGACCGUUCUAAAGCCAUUGAAGAGGAUACACCGGCAGAUGAGACGCCUGGGUUAACCUCGCAUGCAGUCCCCACGAAAGGUAAAAGGGCAAAGAAGGGCAAGCGGAAAGGACGGAAAGCUAGAGAUGCAGAUGACGAUAUGGAUAACGGCAUUGGUGACAUGAGCGCCGAAGUCGAUGACAAUCUUGCGGAAGACGACACUGCUGAGCGCGGUGAGGAUGUGGACGACAGUGAAGCUGCUGCUAAACUUGAAGAAGAGUCAGCGAAACGAAUGGCUGCUAUGGAUUCAUUAGCCGUAUUAGAAAGAGAAUUCGCAACGUUGCGUGACAAAAUAUACGACGAGAGAAUCUCCAAACUGAAUCGGGAACUAGAAAUGUUGAAUGGUCCGAAUCCCACACACCCUGAAUUUUUGCGGCAGCUCGACUGCCUCGCCCGCUACAGAGACUCCAAGAUCAAAUAUGAGCACACGCUAUUCCAGUACCGAAUACAGGCUCUGCUGAACAAGAGUUUGGCUGAACGGGCGCAAGCACACAGUACAUAUUUCCAGCGGACUCGGGAUAUUCGCGAGAAACAUUCUAGUGCGAUCAGCAAACAAUUUUACUCUAUACAGCAUGAUCGAUUCAAGACGGACGACGUCAGUCCACAGCAUUAUAUUCCUUUCCCGACGCGUCGCUCACAACAAAUUGCGCAUCAAACAGCGUAUAAUCAAGAAGUUUCGAUUAUGGCCGGAGUCGCAAAAUACGUUGGCUUCCCUGCGGCGCCUUCGCUGUCUGCGGCGCGACCUUCCGAGCUGGAAGACGACCUGGAGAAAAUGGGCGUAAGUUGUCUCAGUCAUGCUGCAAAUCACCGGCAACCCCUGCUAACGUGCCCUUGUACUCAGAUAUCCAUCGAAACAAAACCCCCACUUACUCAACAGCAGCCUACUUUACCCCGGGGAACUAUGCCAGCCAUGUCAUCGAGCGUCUUCCGCACACCAGCAGAGGAGGCCUUCUUGGAGCAGACACCAUGGGCCAACCCGCAACAUCCCGUCCAUCAACACCAACAAUUUUCACAAAGACCCCAGACCCGAAUUUACGAGAAUCCCCGGGCCCCUGCAUACACUACCCCUGCUGCUCAAAAACGAGUGGUUGAUAUCCACGCGCCCAACGGCUCAGCCUCCACCAUCGCGGAAAAUUCAUCAGCCAAUAACACCCCGUUCGAUCAAGAACAAGCUCCUCCCAAUCUUGGCCAUUUCGUCAACCCCGAUUAUGAUGCAGACCGGAGGUCUGGAUUUCGGUCUCUAAGCUCCUCCCCGCUUGACGUGCGAAAACCACAUCCCGCCUCCUACAGCGCUUUUGACCACCGCUCCCCUCAAGGCGCCUCUCAGCAUGCUGCUUACUCUCCUCCGUCGGCCCGCCUGGGCCUUUUUCAAUCGGCCUCGUCCAAACGAGAGCCAUCUCCUUCGCUCUCCUCCCGGCCUGUCAACUCCUUACAUCAAUCGGCUGGUAUCCUGCCUGGCUCCAAUCAGAUGGCCGCUCGAUAGAACAAUACCUGUACACGGCAUGCAAUCACCUCACAAUAACGGCAAACGGGUUCGCAUUAGGGCUGGGCAUUUUCUGCGAUGUAUAGGGGUUUCUUUUAGGGUGUUCUAGAGAGUUCUUUUUUCCCCGCAUGUAUGUACGGAUUCGGGAUGUAUGACUUGGAAAUCACCGGGACGAAUUGAAACCUGCCAUCUUAUUCCUGUUUCUCUUGCUUGCUACGGUCUGGGACCGUCCU